UGUAACAUUCAAAAUCUUGAGAAGACGAACACGAUUGGAAAAGAUCAUAGAGAUAUAUCCAUAACACCUAUACUGAGAUAGAAAAUAUCUUAUUUAAUAUAGUAAAAUAUAUAUAUAUAUGAAAACAAAUAAAUAACCACAUUGGGAUUCUAAUCACUAAAUAAUUUUCAAUUGGUUUUGUACCAAAAAAAAAAAUAAAAUAAAAUCAUAUUUGCAAGGAAUCUGUCAUAUCCAAAAACCUGUAUUUUAUUUUUUUUCUCCAUAGAACCAAAUCAAAAAGUUACCCCUAAAAUUCUCGAUUUACUCCAUUUCUUAAUAAAAUUAUUUUUUAUUGGUAAAAUUGAAUCGAUUUUAACCGAUUAUCAGAUAUAAUCACCCGAUUAUUAGAUAUUAGCUCGACAUCCUUGUUGCUAGUUAGGUUUUGACAGUUGGUGAAUAGACGACGGCUGUGUUGUGUGGUAAUUUAUAGAAAUGUGGGACAAACUAGUUUUUUGGGGCGGUUUUGAUAUUUAGAUUGUCUACUGUAGUGUUUCAAUUGAAGGCAUUCUAAGUGUAAAGUGAAUUACGAGGAGACUACAUUGUCUGUGUAAGUACUCCUAGAAGUCUCAAAAUGUUGCGCUUCCUUAGCAGAAGGGGGCGCUCCUCUAGCCAAAACCGCAACAAACAGGGGACCAAGGCAUCAGUCAAUAAGAAUUUUAUCCAAUGCAAGGUAAUGUUACUUGAUGAAACUGAUUUAUCAAUUAAUUUGUCUAAGAAAGCAAGUGCAGCUGACCUAUAUGAACAAGUGUUUUAUUCACUGGAUUUAAUAGAGAAAGAUUAUUUUGGUCUUCAAUUUACUGACACUAACAAUGUAAAGCAUUGGCUUGAUCCUACAAAAACUAUAAAAAAGCAGGUAAAAAUUGGUCCUCCUUAUACGUUGAGGUUGAAAGUAAAAUUUUAUUCAUCAGAACCGAAUAAUCUACGAGAAGAGUUAACGCGAUACCAGUUUUUUUUGCAAUUGAAGAAAGAUAUUUUAGAAAGCAAACUCGAAUGCCCACAUUCAACAGCUGUAGAAUUGGCAGCUCUGGCACUUCAAUCGGAAUUAGGAGACUUUGAUGAACUUAUUCAUACACCAGCCACUGUAUCUGAAUUUCGAUUUGUGCCUAAUCAAACAGAGGAAAUGGAAAUUGAGAUUCUAGAGGAAUAUAAGAAAUGCAAAGGCUUAACACCAGCUCAGGCUGAAGUAAAUUAUCUGAAUAAGGCUAAAUGGCUUGAAAUGUAUGGUGUUGAUAUGCACAUAGUCUUGGGCAAAGAUGGGUGUGAAUAUCAUCUUGGAUUAACACCUACAGGAAUUUUAGUAUUUGAAGGACCACAAAAAAUAGGACUCUUUUUCUGGCCCAAAAUUAGUAAACUAGAUUUUAAAAAGAAGAAGUUGACAUUAGUUGUAGUUGAAGAUGAUGACCAAGGACGGGAACAAGAACAUACAUUUGUAUUUCGACUACACAAUGAAAAAGCCUGUAAGCACUUGUGGAAAUGCGCUGUUGAACAUCAUACAUUCUUCCGUUUAAGAGCUCCAGUCAAAGGUCCAUCGGCCAGACAAAACUUUUUCCGAAUGGGUUCGAGGUUUCAAUACUCAGGCAAAACAGAGUAUCAAACUACACAACAAAACCGAGCCCGUCGUACUGUUCAAUUUGAAAGACGACCUAGUCAACGAUUUGCUCGUCGACAAAGUCAUGUGUUGAGAGAACGUGAAAAACAAAAUAGUGCUUCAAAACCUGACACUGUAGCUUCCACUGAAGCAACUUUGGAAACACCAACUACAUCGGCCGAUGCUGCAUUGCUUGUACCAGAAGUUGAAACCUUAUCUAGGAAAAGCAGUGCUAAAUCACAAAAAUCGAUUGUCGUCGAAAAUGACACUAAAACGAACGAAAUUAAUAAGUCUACAAAGAAUCUUCUUCUCGAUGAUACAGUUGAAGAUGUACAUACAUCUAAGGAGGACGCCGUAAGCAACAAAGUGCUUUUCAAAGUCGAGAAGCCUGUAAUUGAAGAGAAAAGAAACAAUUUAACUCAACUUGUUAUUAAUAAACCGCCUUGUAAUUGUUCGCCUGUCACAGAUUCGAAUCCGUUAAAUGAUCUUCUCAUGAGUCUAGUAAAAGAAAAGUUAAAUAACGAUGACUCUAAAAAUGAAGUAAAGAAAGAUCAAUUAGAUUCCGUAAAUGACAAAGAAUUGCCUAACAACCAAACCAAAUACUUUGUAUCCACAAAGGCAUUUCCUCCUGGUCAAUUGAAAUGCAAUAAUAUUUUGAAAGCUCGCGAGAGUGAAGUAAAGAUAGUAAAUGAAUCUCCGAAUAUUAAUGUGUCCUUACCAUCUACACCUUCGCCGAAAAUAUUAAAUGAGCCGCAGUUAGCGGGUGCAUCUAACUCUCAGUAUGUGUCCAUAGUUGUUGUCGAACCACCUCACUCUCAAGCAAAGUUAGCUUCUCCAAAACCUGUGGAACGCAAGGAGGAAGUGGUUCCGAAGACUCAACCCAUAUCGUCUCUGUCGCCGUGGCUGGUUACAUCAGAACCAAGUUCUCCUUCAGGUAUUGGUGAAAAGGAUAUAACCAUCAUCCAUCGAAAGUCAGUUAUAACCACUCAACUUUGAGAUAUAUUUUAUACUUUUAAAAUACUUUUAUGUAAUUCGUUAGCGAUUUUUCUUUAUUUUAUAUGACUUAUUUUCAAUAACAUUAGCGUAACAUAAUAUCACAUAUUUUUUAGAGAGAUUGCUUUGGUAUCUAGAGAGAUUACGUAUUAGGUACCUUAAAAAUUUGCGUGAUGCGGUAGUCUUAUUAUACCGACCAUGGUUGGCUGAAUAAUACUUUCAAACAAGUGCCUUAAUAAGGAGUUUUUUUAAAUAUAAAAUCAAAAAUUUAUGAUGCAACUAUUAUUUGAUAAAUCAAUUUUCCUUUGAGGGUGCUCUGAAAUUAUUACUUGUAAUUUCAGUUCUACUUUUUCGUCCACAUUUAUAUAAUAAUUAUUUUAAAUUAUUUUGCUCUCUGCUUAUUUUUAAUCAUUUCGCUUAUAAGUUUCGAAAGAAACCAUAAGUGAGAUGUUUAUUUUAUAUAAAUAUUUAUUAUUGGAAAUUACUUGUAAUAUAUAUGUUAUAAUAAACUUACUAGUAUAGGUACAAAUAAUGCAAUAACGUAAUGUAUAUUGCCCUUAUUUCAAUAAUGAUUUAUUUUUUAUUAUAAAUGUACUUAAAUUGGGGAUUGGAUAGCAUUUGGUUAACAAGUCAUACACUAUUUUGUCGAAUAUAUUUUUUUAUCUCACUAAUGACGUCACAUCCGAGCUCCCGCAACGCUGUUUGUCGUUUUUUAAACGUUACAUUUAGAGUCAUCUUCAUCACCAGCUAAUUAAUAUCCCCACUGCUGGGGCUUAGGCCUUCCUUAUGGAUGGAAUCGAAUUUAAUAGGGAUAGAAAUAGUUCGUCCAUAUCGAUUAAUAUAAAAUAGUUUUUCUAAAGUUGUCCGAUCCUCAGUUGUAUCUUGAUAUAUUAAAAGUUUUAAUUAUGAAUGUUAUUCCGUCCUAUAUUCUAAUAUAUACAUUCCGUACAUGGGCGUACCCAGGUAUUCAAAAUCGAGCAGAGAAGCUGUUCUCCUUUGUACCCUCUCGGUACGCCCAUAAUUCUGUAACAUGCACCUUUAAAAACAAAGGUUUUUUAAACAUGCAUGUUAUAGAUAUGACAUCUAAAAUCGUCUCAAUCAAUGACGGCUUUGUUUACAUAAUUUUAGUUGAUAUUAUUAUAUAUUUAACUGCUGUACAACAAGUCGAAUAUAAACCUAAUAUUUUUAAACUGGUAAUUGAUUAGUCUGUCGCCAUUGUGAUGAUUAUUAAAUACGAUGUUAUUAAAGUAAAUAGGUAAUUUUAUUACCUACUUAUGUUUUAAUGGGGUCAAAUUAUGUACUUAAAUGGAUGAUUUUUGUCAUCAUAAUCGAAUAUAUAAUACAAAAUCAUAGAUAUGUCGUUUUAGUGACAAGAAUGUUAUAGUAAGAAGAAUUAUUAAAUUUAUAAUUUAAUGUCAAUGACUCCAUAAUAAUUAGGAAUGGCAUAGAAUUGUAAUUGACCUAAUAAAUCGCACUCUUACUUAAAAAAACCGGUGUCAUUUCAGGAAUUGACAAAAUAGUUUGUACAAUAU
This is a messenger RNA of Diatraea saccharalis (sugarcane borer), 4152 nucleotides long. Lineage: Eukaryota; Metazoa; Arthropoda; Insecta; Lepidoptera; Crambidae. The record is from the annotation of a GenBank genome assembly.